ACUCAGUCUUCUGAGACAGAAACGUUUCGCAGUCGUUUCUUUCGUUGCCUCGGAUUCUCUGCUAGUCCUCGAGAAUCGUUUUGCUUCUGUCUGGUUCAACAUUGCUUCUCCGUUCGCUUCUCAGUUGGUUCCUUUUGUGUCCAGGAACCAAUUUUCCUAGUAAGAAGUCAAGGAGCAUGGGUCGUGGAGUGAGCAGCGGUGGGGGCCAGAGUUCCUUGGGAUAUCUUUUUGGCGAUGGGGAGGCUCCAAAGGUAGCCGCCAAGAAGGUCCAAGAAGCACCAAAGGAAGGACAGGCUGUGAGUAAUGUCCCUCCCCCAAAACCUGCUCCUCAACCUGUAGAUGUUAGCAAGCAGAUUCCUGCUGGUAUAAAUAGUACUUCUUCAAACAAUUAUAUGCGUGCUGAUGGCAGCUCUUGCAACUUCAUUACGGAUCGGCCUUCAACGAAGGUCCAUGCUGCACCAGGUGGUGGCUCUUCUCUGGAUUACCUCUUUGGUGGUGGCAGCAAGUGAUAUAUGUCUUGGUAUUUUCAUAAUGAAGUAUUGUUUGCUGAUUCUUGUGGAGCUUGUAUCUUUUUGUAUUUCAUCCUUUACAUAAGCAGCAAAAAAUUUUGCUGGAUGGUGUGAUUGUAAUAUAGAUGCUAUGGUUGAAUCAAAACUCAAAUUUUGGAUGCAUAAACGUCUGCUAUCAAGGUCAAUUAUUGUCCAGAGCA
Molecule: messenger RNA, 709 nt
Organism: Carica papaya (papaya)
Lineage: Eukaryota; Viridiplantae; Streptophyta; Magnoliopsida; Brassicales; Caricaceae
Product: protein SPIRAL1-like 2
Biological process (GO): cortical microtubule organization
Cellular component (GO): cortical microtubule, transverse to long axis
Source: RefSeq, a predicted model, not a curated record